CAUCAAUUGAUAUAUCAAUUGAUGUGAGCUUGACUGGCACGCGACCUCCGUAGAACAAGCAGCGACCCGGUAAAAAAGGUAAAAAGGGAAAAAAGACAUUCACCAACCUCAUAAUUACCUUGUGUACAGCAAGUAGUGAGGGGAAACCCCGCACCCCGCUCCAUGUCCUCAUCAACGCCGCAGCCUUAUAUAACGAUGACCUCCCGUAGAAUCAACAUUGAAUUGAUAUACAUUUAGAAUUCCCAGUGUCAAUAUCAUACCUCCCGCUUCCAAUCCACGCCACUUGACGAACCAUGUCUAACCUAGCAACUCUCGAUGUCUCGCAGCACCCAUACCUCCCUCAGUCGUCGCAGACAUUGUUUGCUGCCAAAGCACAGAAGAAGCUGAGCUUCGAGGACAUCUCAAAGCAUAUUGGCCGCAACGAGGUGGCCACUGCAGCCAUCUUUUACGGCCAGGCCAAAGCAUCGCCAGAGGACAUCGCCAACCUGUCCAAGGCACUCGACAUCUCGCAUGAGCUCCUUGAGCAGCAGCUGAGCGGCUUUCCUGACCGCGGCCGCUCUGUGGAGAUGCCUCCGAAGGAGCCACUUGUCUACCGACUGUACGAGAUUGUGCAAAACUACGGGUAUGCGUACAAGGCGGUGCUGAAUGAGAAGUUCGGUGACGGGAUUAUGAGCGCCAUCUCGUUUUCGACGAACGUAGAGAAGGAGACCGAUGCGGAUGGAAACAAUUGGGCGGUCAUCACUCUGCGGGGCAAAUGGCUGCCUUUCUCCCGAUUCUAGCAAGGUAGCCAGUCAGUCUCCAUUGUCGGCUCAUUUUUGGGGAGGGGGGAGGUUGAGAUGAAAAUGAAGGAUGAAUGAUGAAUGAGGCAAAUCCGACAUGAUAUUAUCUUUAGUAGUGAUUAGUUAUUACUUAUUACUUGUUGUUUAGUGAGGUUGAAAUGACAAACGCAUC
Molecule: messenger RNA, 951 nt
Organism: Talaromyces proteolyticus
Lineage: Eukaryota; Fungi; Ascomycota; Eurotiomycetes; Eurotiales; Trichocomaceae
Product: putative cyanate hydratase
Exons: 3
Coding region: 294-779 (161 amino acids)
Molecular function (GO): cyanate hydratase activity; DNA binding
Source: RefSeq, a predicted model, not a curated record